Marchantia polymorpha subsp. ruderalis is the source of this 1654-nucleotide messenger RNA. The record is from the annotation of a GenBank genome assembly. NCBI's taxonomy places the organism in Eukaryota, Viridiplantae, Streptophyta, Marchantiopsida, Marchantiales, Marchantiaceae.
GGAGUGACCUGUCUCUUUCUGUCGAUCGUCUGCUUGCUCUUCCGCCCACGGCCAAAGCUCUCUCUUUCUUUCUUGGAGGGACCGAGUGUGGGAGGAAGAGAUCGGGAGGUUUAUAUCUGGACCGAGAAGGAGCAGGAGGCGGUUUUGAAUGCUAUGGUUACAGAGGGGAUUUGCUGAUCUUUUGAGCAAAUCACAGAUCAUCAAAGACCUCAGAUCCUGCAACGUCGUCGGCGUUUGCGUCUCAGCUUCUUUCUCUUCUUGGACUCUGUCGCCCUCUGACCCGCAUUGUCAGAAAAUGGGCUUGGUCGAAGCCCCGACUGUGGCAGCCAGCAAUGGAUCAGGGGACGCUCAGAAGAUCAAACCAGCAAAUGAGAGAAGCAGAUUUUUGGAGGUCUACAAUCAGCUCAAGACUGAGCUGUUAGCUGACAGCAAGACCUUUCAGUUUACGCCGGAAUCGCGCGUGUGGGUCGAGAAGAUGCUUGAUCACACUGUUCCUGGAGGCAAGCUCAACCGAGGCAUUUCAGUUCCUGACAGUCUGAGGUUGCUGAAAGAGCGAGAGCUUACGGAGGAAGAGUACUUUCUUUCCUCAUCUUUGGGCUGGUGUGUCGAAUGGCUGCAAGGGUAUUUCCUCGUCGAAGAUGACAUCAUGGAUCAUUCAGUUACGAGAAGGGGACAACCUUGCUGGUACAAAAUUCCCAAGGUGGGCAUGAUUGCGAUAAAUGAUGGAAUAGUCCUUCGCAAUCACAUCCCUCAGAUUUUGAAGAGACACUUCAAGGGCAUGCCUUACUACACUGAGCUUCUUGAUAUCUUCAACGAAGUUGAGUAUCAGACAUCGUUGGGUCAAAUGCUCGACUUAAUUACUACUCCAGAGGGAGAAGUGGAUUUGUCUAAGUACAUCAUGCCUACAUACAUCAAAAUUGUGCAAUACAAGACUGCUUAUUAUUCCUUCUACCUCCCUGUAGCUUGCGCCCUGUUAAUGGCUGGAGAGAAGGAUGAAGCCAAGUUUGAGGCUGCGGAGAAAAUUCUCGUCCAGAUGGGAACAUACUUCCAAGUGCAGGAUGAUUAUCUUGACUGCUAUGGAGAUCCUGCAUUCAUUGGAAAGAUCGGUACCGACAUUGAAGAUACAAAGUGCUCGUGGUUGGUGGUUCAGGCCCUUCAAAGGGCCAGUGAGGACCAAAAGAAUGUCAUCAAAGAGAACUAUGGAAAGAAAGACCCUUCGAAGGUGGCAAUUAUUAAGCAGCUAUACAAAGAGUUGAAUCUUGAGAAAGUAUUCGAAGACUACGAGCAGGAGAGUUACGUUGCUUUGAUCGCUGCAAUUGAGCAGCAAGAAAGUUUGCCUCUACAGGCCGUUUUAAAAGCAUUUUUGGGAAAGAUUUACAAGCGACAAAAAUGAGGACAACCCCGUACCUCAAGGAUUAGAUUAAGUUUUAGUGACAUCUCACUACAUUUAUAGGUCUUACCGACGAAAGGUGAUAUUGCAGCAUCUUAUGCCAGUUUGCUACUUUUUUCCUUUAAUUAGUGCAAAGCAGGGAAGUUGACGGCAUCUGCAUUUGCCAUGCUAUAUCAUGCUCCAGCAGCAACGACUGCGCAUAUUUGAAGUGCUGUACCAUGUUUCAUAAUAAAUUCAUCAAAGGUGCAGAGCUCGAGAUUCUUU